Humulus lupulus (European hop) is the source of this 2000-nucleotide messenger RNA. RefSeq names its product G2/mitotic-specific cyclin-2. The coding region runs from base 195 to 1586 and encodes 463 amino acids. Gene Ontology annotation, biological process: regulation of cyclin-dependent protein serine/threonine kinase activity; mitotic cell cycle phase transition. Gene Ontology annotation, molecular function: cyclin-dependent protein serine/threonine kinase regulator activity. The record is from RefSeq and is a predicted model, not a curated record. Gene Ontology annotation, cellular component: cyclin-dependent protein kinase holoenzyme complex; centrosome; cytoplasm. The transcript is spliced from 10 exons. NCBI's taxonomy places the organism in Eukaryota, Viridiplantae, Streptophyta, Magnoliopsida, Rosales, Cannabaceae.
CAUUCUCUUUCUAAGCUCCCAUUAUUUCUACUACCUGUUUCUGCACUUUCAGUGGGCUCUCUCUCUCUCUCUCUCUCCCACUCCCUCACUACCUCCUCAUGCUUCAUUUUUAGCUUUUCUCUCUUCUGGGUUUGGUCUGAUUUCCACUCAUUCUUCUUUUAAAGGCAUCAGGCUAGAGAUUCACGUUGUAAAAAAUGGUUCUUUCCGAUAAUAACAACAACUCUAAUCUGAUCAGACCCACAAGCAACUUUCAAGGUGGUGGUGUAGAAAUGGGUAGCAGGCACAACAGGAGAGCUUUAGGAGUCAUUAAUCACAAUUUAGUGAGAGGUCAAUCAUACCCAUGUGUUGUGGUUAACAAGAGAGGCUUAUCAGAUAAACAGGAAAUUUGUGAAAAGAAGCAGGCAGAUCUAGCCCAUAGACCAAUUACCAGGAGGUUUGCUGCACAAAUUGCAAGCACCAAACAAUCAUGCCUUGAGGAAACUAAGAAGACAACAAAUGGGUUUGGAGAAACCAUAUUCAUUGAUGAAGAAUGCAAAUCUCCUGCAGACCAGCCAGUGCCUAUGUUCUUGGAACAAGCAGAAGCAGUACCUGAUCAAAGUGAUCUUAUGGAGGAGGUUGAAAUGGAAGAUAUAGUGGAAGAAGACCCAAUUGCAGAUAUUGAUAGCUGUGAUCUAAAGAACCCACUUGCAGUUGUAGAUUAUGUUGAAGAUAUCUAUGCUUUUUAUAGAAAAAUGGAGGGGUUUAGCUGUGUCUCAUCCGACUACUUAGGACAACAAUGUGACAUUAAUGAGAAGAUGAGAUCUAUACUGAUUGAUUGGCUUAUUGAGGUCCAUGACAAGUUUGAACUCUUGAAAGAGACAUUGUUUCUCACAAUUAAUCUCAUAGAUAGGUUUUUAUCUAAGCAAACAGUUGCAAGAAAGAAGCUUCAGUUGGUUGGACUGGUUGCCAUGCUUUUGGCAUGCAAAUAUGAGGAAGUUUCUGUUCCUGUUGUGGGUGAUUUGAUUCUUAUAUCAGAUAAGGCUUACACAAGGGAUGAAGUUCUGGAAAUGGUAAUUUGUUAUAUCCCACAACUGGGCUUAGGUUUGAAUCCAUUAUUACAUCAUUUUUCAACCUGGAAACUUAUGUCAUUGACUUAUACAAUGGUCUUUUCCAUUUUGCAGGAGAAACUGAUGCUCAACACAUUGCAGUUCAACAUGUCAGCCCCCACACCUUAUGUCUUCAUAAAAAGGUUCCUCAAGGCUGCUCAAUCUGACAAGAAGCUUGAAUUGCUAUCCUUCUUCAUGAUCGAGCUGUCGCUGGUGGAGUACGAGAUGCUUAAAUAUUCACCAUCCUUGUUAGCUGCAGCUGCAGUCUACACUGCUCAAUGUACUCUUUAUGGGUUCAAGCAGUGGAGUAAGACCUGUGAGUGGCAUACAAGUUACUCAGAAGAUCAGCUCCUAGAGUGCUCAAGAUUGAUGGUUGGUUUCCACCAAAAGGCAGCAACAGGAAAACUAACAGGGGUCCAUAGGAAGUACUGCACAUCUAAGUUUGCCUACACAUCAAAAUGUGAACCAGCAAACUUUCUCUUGCAGAAUCAACAGCUAUAGCAGCAGAGGACAGUGCAUGUAUUAUAUAGCAGAAGCAGCAGCGACUCUAACUAUAACAACAACAUGACACACGACUCAUGACUGGACUACUCUAUUCUACUCUACUCUACUCUACUCUACUCAACUCUAUGUGCACAUAAUAAUUCAGCAGCAGCAGCAACCAAGGUUGCCUCUGGGAAUUUGGUAUUCUAAAUUUGCAGCCGGGUUGGUUGGUUGUUCAUUGCUUUACAGCCAUUCUUAAUUUUCUAUGUUCCAAUUGAGCAUACCACAUGAAGAGACUAUCCAUCUCUUUCCUUCUUUCUAUUGUUUAUUAUUAUUAUUAUAACUUUUCAUUUUUUUUUCACUUUGGACUUUGUACUUUUUAUUGUUCCCUUUGAACAAUAAUGUGAGCAAUAAAAUACGAAACUUCAAAUA